AUGCGGUGUCGCAGAUGCGGAAGUAAAGGUGCAGAUGCAGUUUUUAAGGAGAGUCAGGAACCGCAGAUGCGAUUAGGAAGUGGGCGUGAAGUUAACCUUGAGAGGUUUAGUCAAACAACUUCUCAACGUAGUUAUUCUAUUUCUGAAGAACUAGCUGCUGGGAACGUGGAAGUAAAAAGCAUUGGAGAAUUAAUUGAUUUUUUGCAGGAAGGGCAAAUCUGGAUUGUUGCUACUGUAGUGAAUUUAGAACUUGAAAGGGGAUGGCUUCAGGUUCGAGUAAUUGAUGUCACUGGCUCUAUUUCUUUGUUGCUUUGGGAUCGUGAGGCGACAAAACUCAUUGAAAAGUCUGCUGAUACCUUGAAAGAAGAUGUAGUAGAGACAUCUGGUGUUGCUUAUGAGUGUUCUCAUCCAUUGGAGAUUGAUGCUAUUCUGGAUAGAAAAUUCAUGUUUAAACUGACGGUGAAACCUUCCAACAUUGAGGAGAAUGAUGAAGUUUAUACCGUCGUUAAGGUCAGCGACGAUGAGGACCUUAUACAAAAAUAUAGUUCGUCUUCAGAAGCAGAAGCAUAUGCCUUCACUGAUCCAGAUUUCAAUAAUGAACAAGUCACAAGUGGAGAUACGAGAGACAAGGAUUCUAAAGCUGAUAAUGAGAUGAUCUCUCCUACACUGACCCCUGCCAAGAGAACUAGAGACAAUGAUGGACCAACCACUGUAGAAGUUGAUGAUGAUGUGGGACAAUUAUCAAGCAACAGGGAAGAGAGUGAUUAA
Messenger RNA from Nicotiana attenuata, 768 nucleotides. RefSeq lists its product as uncharacterized. Bases 1 to 768 code for a protein of 255 amino acids. Lineage: Eukaryota; Viridiplantae; Streptophyta; Magnoliopsida; Solanales; Solanaceae. The transcript is spliced from 7 exons. The record is from RefSeq and is a predicted model, not a curated record.